Molecule: messenger RNA, 2365 nt
Organism: Urocitellus parryii (Arctic ground squirrel)
Lineage: Eukaryota; Metazoa; Chordata; Mammalia; Rodentia; Sciuridae
Gene: Itk
Product: IL2 inducible T cell kinase
Biological process (GO): intracellular signal transduction; protein phosphorylation
Molecular function (GO): ATP binding; protein binding; non-membrane spanning protein tyrosine kinase activity
Source: RefSeq, a predicted model, not a curated record
GGUUGUGCUAAGGGGUGAUGCCUAAGACGCAUCACUUUUCAAGAACUGGAUCAUGAACAACUUGAUCCUCCUGGAAGAACAGCUGAUCAAGAAAUCCCAACAAAAGAGAAGAACUUCUCCCUCUAAUUUUAAAGUCCGCUUCUUUGUUUUAACCAAAACCAGCCUGGCAUACUUUGAGAAUCGUCAUGGGAAAAAGCGUACAUUGAAGGGCUCCAUUGAACUCUCCCGAAUCAAAUGUGUUGAGAUUGUGAAAAGUGACAUUAGCAUCCCAUGCCACUAUAAGUACCCAUUUCAGGUUGUGCAUGACAACUACCUACUGUAUGUGUUUGCUCCAGACCGUGAGAGCCGGCAGCGCUGGGUGCUGGCCCUUAAAGAAGAAACGAGGAAUAAUAAUAGUUUGGUGUCCAAGUAUCAUCCUAAUUUCUGGAUGGAUGGGAGGUGGAGGUGCUGUUCUCAGCUGGAGAAGCUUGCAGUAGGCUGUGCCCAGUAUGAUCCAACUAAGAAUGCUUCAAAGAAGCCUCUUCCUCCUACUCCUGAAGAUAACAGGCGAUCCCUGCAGGAACCUGAAGAAACCCUGGUUAUUGCCCUGUAUGACUACCAAACCAACGAUCCCCAGGAACUUGCCCUGCAGCGCAAUGAAGAGUACUACCUACUGGACAGUUCUGAGAUCCACUGGUGGAGAGUUCAAGACAAGAAUGGGCAUGAAGGAUAUGUACCAAGCAGUUAUCUGGUGGAAAAAUCUCCUAAUAACCUGGAAACCUAUGAGUGGUAUAACAAGAGCAUCAGCCGAGACAAAGCUGAAAAACUUCUUUUGGACACAGGCAAAGAAGGAGCCUUCAUGGUCCGAGAUUCCAGGACUCCGGGAACAUACACGCUCUCUGUUUUCACCAAGGCUAUUGUGAGUGAGAACAACCCCUGUAUAAAGCAUUAUCACAUCAAAGAAACAAAUGACAACCCCAAGCGGUACUAUGUGGCUGAGAAGUACGUGUUUGACUCCAUCCCUCUCCUCAUCAAUUAUCACCAACACAACGGAGGAGGCCUGGUCACCCGACUCCGGUAUCCAGUUUGUUCCUGGAGGCAGAAAGCUCCUGUCACAGCAGGGCUGAGAUAUGGGAAAUGGGUAAUCCAUCCCUCGGAGCUCACUUUUGUGCAGGAGAUCGGCAGUGGACAGUUUGGGUUGGUGCAUCUUGGCUACUGGCUCAACAAGGACAAGGUAGCUAUCAAAACCAUUCAGGAAGGGGCGAUGUCAGAAGAGGACUUCAUAGAGGAGGCUGAAGUCAUGAUGAAACUCUCCCACCCCAAACUGGUCCAGCUCCAUGGAGUGUGCCUGGAGCAGGCCCCCAUCUGCCUCGUGUUUGAGUUCAUGGAGCAUGGCUGCCUGUCAGAUUACUUGCGCAGCCAGAGGGGACUCUUUGCAGCAGGAACCUUGCUUGGCAUGUGCCUGGAUGUGUGUGAAGGCAUGGCCUACCUGGAAAAGGAGUGUGUCAUCCACAGAGAUUUGGCUGCCAGAAAUUGUUUGGUGGGAGAAAAUCAAGUCAUCAAGGUGUCCGAUUUUGGGAUGACAAGGUUCGUCCUUGAUGAUCAAUACACCAGUUCCACAGGCACCAAAUUCCCGGUGAAGUGGGCUUCCCCAGAAGUGUUUUCUUUCAGUCGCUAUAGCAGCAAGUCAGAUGUGUGGUCAUUUGGUGUGCUGAUGUGGGAAGUCUUCAGCGAAGGCAGAAUCCCAUAUGAAAACAGAAGCAACUCAGAGGUAGUGGAAGACAUCAGUACCGGAUUUCGGUUAUACAAGCCCCGACUAGCCUCCUCCCACAUCUACCAGAUCAUGAAUCAUUGCUGGAAAGAGAGACCAGAAGACCGGCCACCCUUCUCCAGACUCUUUGGUCAACUGGCUGAAAUCGCAGAAUCAGGACUUUAGUAGAGACUCACUGCCAGGCCAUGAGCUGCAGGUGACUGAAGGCAGAGUGUCCUCCUUUCAUAGAGCAUUAAAAACUGCCACCAGCCCAGGACUCCUGGAGGCAGCUUGGCCUGUAGCACUGGCCCCUGUGAUGAAUGCAGCCUCCUGACAGAGGCCUAAAGCCAGGUCACAGGCAAGGGGUUGGCCACCAAGCUGAGAGCAGGCCAGCAUAGCAGCAAUGUCACUGUGUCCUCUCCUCUCCAGCCUCUUGUCACCUGAAUGCACAGACCUUAGUCUGACGGCUUUCAGGGAGCACUUCUUGCACCUCUUAACAAUAGGCAGAGAAGGUGUAGGAGCUCAGAUUCUUAUUUUUAACAUUAAGCACGGAUCUAAGGCUAUGGUUCCGGGGAUUUUCAUUUGACCCAACCACACAAUAUACCAGUAUAUGGGGGCCAAGGAGAAUAAGAAGCA